CGUCUGCCCCUCAGGAUGAGCUUGGAGGACCUCUGCACCCGACACCGCACGCCUGAGCUGCCGGCGGAGCUGGGUGGAGGGCGUGCAGUUCGGGGCAUGGGACCCCCAGAAGGGCCGUGCCGGCGGCUGCCUGAAUCACCGGGAGACCUUCCUGGACAACCCGCAGAGCUCCAGAUCCCGGCUGAAGCAGCAGCGCCCUUGGAGCCGGAGCCGGCCGCCGCCGCCGCCGCCCAGAGACUGCAGCGCCUGGAAAGAUGCAGCGAGCAAGAGUGCUGUGUUUGCCUGGAGGAGUAUCAGAUCUGCCAGCCCUGCAACCUCUCGGCCUGGGCGAAGGAAUCCGUCACCCUGCCCUGCACCUUCUGGCACAGCUGGCAAGGCGCCCCAGAGAAGAUCCGGGUCUCCUGGCGUUUUGCAGACUUCCACGGGCCCUUCUUCUUCAACACUACCCAGAAUUACAUCCACUCAAAUUUCUCAGGACGGGUCUCUCUGGCCGGGGACCCCUCCCAGGGGAACGCUUCGAUCCAAAUAGGUGACCUGAAGACGUCUGACCCCCAGCAGUAUUUCUGUCGCAUCUCUGUGCAACUGGCUGAGGGUCAAAAGGAAUUUCAGUGCAUCCAGGGGACCCGCCUCACCAUCCAGGAGGAGAGACGCCCCCCAGCCACAGAGGCCCCACCCCAGCUGCCGCCCUCCGGCAGUCUCCUGGGCGCUCUGGCAGGAGCCAUCCUCACGGCGGCCGCAGCUGUUCUGGGGCUGUUGAUAUUCCUCACCUGGAGGAAAGGUUGUGGCCCGAAGUGUCCCAGAAUGAGGAGAGUGGUGCGCAGAGGCGAGGAGCAGGAGGAGGAGGAGGCGGCGGCAGACGGCGGCUCCCAGCUUGGGCUGCCAGACGCGGGAGCCGGGGCUGCCCCCCCGCGGCCUCCAUCGUGCCCGCCCCCCACGUCUGGGGAGCCAGGCCUGCUCUAUGCUACCUUGGCCUUCUCAGGCGCUCCUGGGGCUAAGAAGAGGCCCUUGGAAAUGCCCAGGACGGAAGAGGUCACGUAUGCCGGCAUCGCCCGGCACUGAGAGAGGCCGGGAUCCCUUCACCUCCGCCGCCGCCCCAGGCGUGGACAGUGAGACCCUUUGCUGCCGCUCAGCCUUGGUGCGCAUGCAGGAGGGUGCUCAGACUGUCCGGCUUCACAGGGCUGUGGCCAGAAUAGCUGAGAUAAUAAACACCCAGAGCUGGAGUCUGGGGGGAACCAGA
Hemicordylus capensis (graceful crag lizard) is the source of this 1237-nucleotide messenger RNA. RefSeq names its product paired immunoglobin like type 2 receptor beta (gene PILRB). Gene Ontology annotation, cellular component: plasma membrane. The record is from RefSeq and is a predicted model, not a curated record. Gene Ontology annotation, biological process: regulation of osteoclast development; regulation of actin cytoskeleton organization; regulation of bone resorption. The transcript is spliced from 7 exons. Lineage: Eukaryota; Metazoa; Chordata; Lepidosauria; Squamata; Cordylidae. Bases 16 to 1059 code for a protein of 347 amino acids.